Messenger RNA from Aspergillus caelatus, 1285 nucleotides. It is a transcript of the gene pex20, whose product is annotated as protein pex20. The transcript is spliced from 2 exons. Bases 181 to 1098 code for a protein of 305 amino acids. The record is from RefSeq and is a predicted model, not a curated record. Lineage: Eukaryota; Fungi; Ascomycota; Eurotiomycetes; Eurotiales; Aspergillaceae.
GUAUGUCCUUACAUGUCGACUUCCUUGCCAGUCUUAUAAUCGAUCCCUCUUCCGACCAAGAUUCUCAUUAUAUUUGCCUCCAAACUCACACCUAUAUCAAAUUUUCGUCGAUCGCACUAGAUCGUAUAUUGGGUCUCCAUCGAAGAUCUUCUAGCACCUAGCUCGUGCUACCUCGACAUCAUGAGUGAUGCUCUGUGUGGCCCGUCCAAUGCUCUUCAAAACUUCCAGAAGCAUGCCUCUGUUGAUCGGACACUGCAACAGGACAGAUUAGUGUCGCGACAGUCGCAUUCUCAGGGCUUUCGGUCACAAAAUCCCAACGAAGGUAUCCCAGAUCCCGAAUUCGCUGCGUUCGAAUCCAAUAUGCCAGGAGCACCGCUCCCCGAUUUACAACAUCCGGGCCACUUCGCUACGCCUCAUUUCGCGGUACACAAUCAAGUAGAGAAGCACAAUUGGACAGCAGACUUUCAGAGGCUACAGAUUUCUGGCUCUUCACCUCUAGCUCAUCAACAAGUCGGCCCAACCCCAGCCUCAGCGUCGAACCUUGCACAGCAUGGUUGGCGGAAUGAUUUUCUAGCCCAACAGCGGCAACCUAGUCCUGCUCAGCAACACAAACCUUUCGCCCAGGGGUUCCAACCUUUUUUUACGCCUAGUUAUCCUAUACACGAGAGUGCAGUAAAUGCUCCCCCGCCAUCGCAAGCUCUGACAGCUAGCCAGCUACCAUCCACUGAAGCCUUCGAUGAGUCUGCCUUUGAAGCUGCAUUUGAACAAGCCAAGGCGGAUUUAGCGUCACAAACGGCUGAUCACGCACAAGAACUUACCAAUGAGACCUCUAAUCCGGAUGCAACUGCUGCUCCUCAAGUUGAAGCCAUCCGGAUUGGUUCAGACACCAUACCCCAGGCCGAAAAGGAUGACGCUCGAGCACAUUACAAUGACUCAGACGAGCUUGCCCGAACAGCGGGACAGUUACUGGAAAAUGUCAGCCACGAUCAAAGCCAGAAAUUUCGGGAAAGUAACUUCCUCGCCUUGAUGCGCCGUAUCCGAGACCGCGAGGUUCAUAUCGAAGGAGAUGAGUUCCGUGAAGUCAGUACCAGUCCGUGAUCUCUAGAGUUUCGGCUGGCGUGGCACGAGCGCUGGUAUAUUUUAGUCUAUAUAUACCGGCCUUUGUUCCUGCUAAUCAGAUCCCAGACUAUGCAGCCUCUACAUCCUGGUGGCAAGUAUUAUCCCGAAGGAAAAACACGUACGCAGCAAGGGCGAAGCCCGUACACGAUGGCAAUGAAUCACGACA